Molecule: messenger RNA, 1886 nt
Organism: Cuscuta epithymum
Lineage: Eukaryota; Viridiplantae; Streptophyta; Magnoliopsida; Solanales; Convolvulaceae
Source: the annotation of a GenBank genome assembly
GGGCGACUUACGCUUAAGUAAAUUCAGCGGCCAGACCCAAAAACAGAACUCAUCGAGACAUUAUCCCCAAAUCCCCCAAACUGCAGCCGACGGACGAACGAAGAGGACGAACGACGCGAGAGCCACUCGAACUCCGGCGACCCCACUCCGGCCAACCUCCAUCUUCAUCUUCAACACUCUUUACUCCUUAUUCUAGGCAUGGAGGUGAUAGCGGAUCCUGGGUCGAGUGAUCGUUCUGUCCUGACAUUGCAGGCCUCACACAGGAGUGAGGAUGUUUGGCUUGGCAUGGAUGUCCAGGUUGAUAGGUGCCGCGAGCACCUGCGGGGUUUGUCCCAUUUACAUGUCGACCCCAGAGUCCUAGCCUAUGUUCGGGCUGCUGGUUUUUUUACACUGCACAGAUUAGUGGCUACUGUGCCUCUUGAUAGAGCCCUUCUCACUGCUCUACUUGAGCGUUGGAGGCAGGAGACACACUCAUUUCACCUCCCUGUUGGUGAGGUGACUGUGACAUUGGGAGAUGUGGCUGUACUCACCGGGUUAGAGGUUCAUGGGAGAGCUGUUACAGGCACUGCUUGUCGACAGUGGGUUGAUGAGUGUGAGCGGUUGUUAGGUAUCCGCCCCGUUCUUAGGACUGACCUUCAGGGGUCAUCUCUUAGGAUGCCGUGGUUGAGGGAGCACUUCCAGGUCCUUCCUCCCGACGCUGAUGAGGUGAUCAUCCAGCAGCAUGCUCGGGCGUAUAUAUUGAUGAUGAUGGGAGCCUCCAUUUUCGCUGACAAGAGCGGAAAUGAGGUUCAGGUGCUACACUUGCCUUUGCUGGAGAGGUUUGAUGUAGCAGCACAGUUCAGCUGGGGUAGUGCCACCCUGGCUUAUCUAUACAGGCAGCUGUGUCGCGGCUGCCAGAGAGGGAGCACAGAGCUGAGGGGAUUUUUGCUACUCCUCCAGAUUUGGUCAUGGGAGUAUAUCCACAUUGGCCGUCCCAUUAUAGUCGGAUAUCAUGGCAUUGAUGGACAGCCACUGCCUGAUGAGCCUCCACGUCUUCUAGGACCACAUCAUGUACGGGGCGAGGACCCUCUAGGCCGUCGGUGGCUAUAUGCUGGUCUAUCUCGCAUGUCAUCCGCUACUGGGCUCGGUGUGUACAGGGAUGCAUUGGAUCGGAUGUCUGAGGACCAGAUCACAUGGAUGCCGUUUAGACCUGAUAUGUUAGCAGAGUUGCCCCCAGCUGGACGAGAGCAUACUCACAUCUAGCGAGCACGUGUCCCGUUGAUAUGUUUUGACAUUGUUGAGCUUCAUUUGCCUGAUAGAGUCAUGCGACAGUUUGGGUUUGAGCAGGUCGUUCCACGUCCUAUCGACACUUAUGUAGAGCUGCAUAAGCUGGAUAGGCGUGGGAAGCAUACAGAGGAUUGGGCACUCAGACAUGUCCGAUACGUGACUAUGUGGGAAAGGAGAGCUGAGCUAGCUGUGGUUGGGACACCCACAUAUGUGCCAUCUGUUUCAGGAGACUACAUGGGAUGGUACUACAACAUCACUCGGUUAUUUGUGUCUCCUUCGUUCAGACUCCCUACUCAUCAUUAUCAGCCUAGCUCCUUGCCUUUGCAUCUUACGACACGAGCUUUGCAGCGCAUACAUCAGCGGGCUACUACCACUGUGACUGAUAUUCCUGAUGUGGACAUGUAUGGACAGGCUCUGACAGGCAUUGCCUCGUUGUGCUCAGAUGUGUUGGGCCGAGUAGACUACGGACAUCUUAUACAAAUGCCCCCAUCUCAGGAGAUGGCAUCCACGUCUAGUGCAGCCGCAGCUUCAUCAUCCCAGACGCAACAUGAGAGAGUGGUUCUUCAACCACGACAACGCCGUAGGCGUAGACAUGAGCAGCAACAUCUCCAUGACGAAGC